Dicrocoelium dendriticum is the source of this 1491-nucleotide messenger RNA. NCBI's taxonomy places the organism in Eukaryota, Metazoa, Platyhelminthes, Trematoda, Plagiorchiida, Dicrocoeliidae. The record is from the annotation of a GenBank genome assembly.
UCCUCAGAACCGUAACCGCUCCUUGCAGUGUAUCCUUCAUGCGUGCUCAAUAUCCGAUAGUUUCAUCUUUGAUAUUCUAACUACCAUCCAACCUGUUAUCGAUUGGUCAAGAUUCGCUCCAUACCUUGCUAGAACGGGUUACGUACUUACUAUUCUGGGUAAACAACUCCAACACUUAGCCGAUAGUAUCGCACUGACACCCAAGGACCAGAAGGACUGUGCUACGAUCAAUAGAGAAUCACGGCGCGCCGCUCACGCCAACAUACAACGAUCUAAACGUGUUCAUCUCAUUAUGGAUCUAAUCGAAACGCAUCAAGCCAAGCAUAUAAAAGACCUCCAACUACGCCUUACCAAGAACCAACGACUAACACUACACUGAAUUUGGCCUUCAGUGGCAAGAAACGGCCAAACAAUGCACAGAAGCCUACAACGAAGAACUCCACACUCUUGAAACGUCCAUGACGUUCGAGGAAUACAUUCAAGAAAACCACCAUCUAGAACAUUGCUCCCAUCCUACAUCACUAGGUACGUUCUUUUUUUGACAACAUGCUACACGUCAAUCACAUCAAUUAAAACACGUUCUGCACGUCUAUCCACCUCAUCAUGAAUAAGAAGCUCCUUCGGAUCAACACAUUGUGUUUUGAGGGUCCUACAGCCACGGGUAAGUCACUGAUUUUGAAUCUCAUUUGCCAAAAUUACAACUAUGGCACGAUCCAACGAUCUGGCGAUCAUUCUCAGUUCUUUCUACAAAACCUCGUCCAUAAAUCAGUCGCUCUGAUGGAAGAACCUAGAAUCACACCCAUCACUGUCCAGGGCUUUGAAAAACUUCUUGCGGGCUCAUCCUUUGACAUACAUGUCAAACAUUCGCAAGACAUUACACUACGUCGUCUCCCUGUCCUCAUAUCCACCAAUCACAAGUUGUCUAAAUACAUACCAUCUGUCGACGCGCAAGCCACAUAUAACCGGUGUCACACGUACAUCUUUUCAGUCACCGUCGGAUCGCCGGAGCUACCAGAACCCCUUCCAUUUUAUGCGCCUGCCACUUUGCGCACUGGUACUCCUCCUGGUGGCGAACUCAUGCAGGUCGAUUCGACGACGAACGAGGAUGAGCUUCCCGAUGAAACUGGACAGUCCACCUCAAGAAGCCUACGACUACUGCGAUCCCGAUACUACUCAAUACCUGUAACCAUCACACGAACGCAGCACAUCACCAUCAACCAGUACAAACCAGGAGACAACACCGACAUCUACGCUAUUACAUGCCUACCAACAUCCACGUUCGAGUUUUGGUAUCUUGCAGCAGAUCAAACCUUUGCGGAAAACUUCGGUGCUCUCAGACAAUACUUUCCACUGUGUACCUUCGAUCGUGCUACUCAUCGCAUAUCCCAUCACAUCCCCCUACAAAAAUCCCUACAAAGUACCACUGCUACGGACAUUACUGCGUUCAAUACCGCACCAUAUACAUCGCCACGGAUGACGACGGUUAUCUGA